AUGGCUAAUGAGAACGAACCUAGACAAGAAAUGUUGGAGGAGGUUGUAAACAGAAAGAAUAUCGGUGAUAAAAAAUUUCAUUCGGAAACUUCUUUGGAAAAAUUUGGAGAAAAUAUAGAAGAAGAAGAAGAAGUAACAUUCCGUACAAAAGAUCCGGGGAUUCUAAAUUCCUCGGUGAAUGCAUCAUCAUCAUCGCCCGAUGAAGACAACCCAGGGCGUCGGCGGACCAUGUCUCAACCUGGACCAGUAGCAGGCAACUUACUAACCGCUGCCGCAGGCAGACGGCGACGACCCGCGCGCAGCGUUAUGUACGCAGAUUUGGAUAGAACAGACUCUGAGGACAGAUUGCCGAAGUUAAUUCUCAAUAAACGUGACGAAUAUUCCUAUCCCAUGCCCAUGCCUACGCCUUUGCCUAUGACUGACAACCCUCCGAGUCCAUUCUUUUCCAGUAAUUACAGAAAUGGAGAUAUUAAAUCAAUGAAUGGUUAUCGUUUACAACCACCGUCACCAUUCGACAUGCGAGGCGGAACGACACCACGUAAGAGAUCAGUGGUCACCAUGGAUGCCCAAUCUAUUCGAUCCGUGGAAACUCAAGCGCCGCCCCCGACCAGUCCAGAAGAAAAUGCUCGUCUUUCCUGUAAAUACUUCACAUUACUGUCGAGCUGUAUGUACGCAGUUUUAUUAGUAACCCUUGGACUUAUAUUCUAUGUAGCAGAUCCAUUCGUGGAUGUAGAGUUAUCAUCGACAUACUCACUUGUACUACUUGCAAUUGGUUUUUUGUACCAUUUGUAUUUAUUCAUCGACAUUGGAAGAUACAAGACUAUUGCACUUAAAAAUGAAAAAAUCAAAGGAAUUCACAAUAAAAAGUUACAAGAUUUCUUUAGAAAACAAGAGGAAGAUUUCAGUAACAAUAACAAUACAGGCGAUCGCACGCCACAAAGUAUCAAAUCUCAAGCGCUGCCUCCUGCAGUAUUAAUCCCUCUACGACACGACUAUUGUUUCAGUUACGGACGGCAUUCGGGCAGCUUUUACCUUAAACUGGGAGCUGCUGCUUUUGCAUUGGGCCACUUGAUACACUCAGUCCUACUCAUAGCUGUGCAAGUUAGUUAUUACUUCGACGAAAAUAUCGACAAUGAAAUCUGUAUUAAUAUUAUGUCAGUGGUACUGGACAUUUGCAGCCCACUUUACUGUUUCUUACAGCUAUUCUUCAUAUUUAAAUACUCGAACAUUCAUGUGAUGAAAGCGCAGGGUCUGGCACAUUUCGGUUUUAUGCACAUGAUUGGAAGCAGUCUCUGUUUUUGGAUAAUGACAAUUAUUCGUGAAACCGUCCUUGCCUUAACUUUAUAUGCUAACACUGUGUACGGUAAUCGGACAACAGAAAAUGAAACCACAAGCUUCUCAUACAAUACAACUAAACCAUUAAUAGACGUUAGUGAUCUUUAUAACGAGAGAUGUCUAGGGGCACCGGCUAUCACAUCAAUCAUAGACAACUUUUCACCUUAUUUAUAUCCAUUUGCAGUUGAAUUCAACAUACUUAUUGUUGCGGUUUACUACAUAAUCUGGAGCCAUAUUGGAACCUGUUUUAACGAGGACUCUGAGAGUACAACCGGUUCAGAAGACAAUCAAACAAUAUGCAAAAUUCCAACAGCAAGUGAAGACAACGACUACACGAGCAACAUCGUUAUAUAUGCCGACUGUCACGCUUCGAACAAAGGUCUCUUCUUAGGUAUUAUAUUAACUGUCAUCAUGGCCGGAGUGCUGAUACUUGGAUUCGUAUUCAGCAGUGUUGGCGGAGAGUUCUUAGAACUAGGUUACAUCAUCAAUUACUACGCGAGGUUAGGUCUACACUCACUUAUGCUUAUAGCUGUUGUAAUCGCUUACAAUCAGACUAGGAAGCUGGAUAUUAAUGAGCAUCCUAUCUCACUAUUGGAUGACAUAUUGCUGUUUAUCUGUCUACCAGCAUUCUUUAUGGAAACUGUCUUCUCAGUGGUGGCCACUGUUAGUGUUUCGAAUAUAGUGAGAUCGAUUGAUUUUGUUAUUAUGGUUAUUCAAGUAAUCUUACAGACUCCCCUGCUGGUCGAUGGUCUACGUCGUUGUAGUAAUACAAGAAAACUAAGACGCACUAAACCAGGCCGAGAAGUUUUAAUGUUCCUUCUAAUAGCCAAUGUAGCUAUGUGGAUCUUUUACACGUUCUCUUAUAAGUCGCCAGAGAGUCUUGACGAGAGAUAUGAGUACUACGGCAAAGUUCUAUGGAGUGUCUUAGGUCACAUCAGUUUGCCGUUAAUGAUGUUCUACAGAUUCCACUCCAGUGUCUGCUUUGCUGAUAUGUGGGAUGCUGCUUAUAAACCUGGCUCCGAUCACUAA
Messenger RNA from Melitaea cinxia (Glanville fritillary), 2364 nucleotides. Its product is annotated as proton channel OtopLc-like. The coding region runs from base 1 to 2364 and encodes 787 amino acids. Gene Ontology annotation, cellular component: membrane. Gene Ontology annotation, molecular function: proton channel activity. NCBI's taxonomy places the organism in Eukaryota, Metazoa, Arthropoda, Insecta, Lepidoptera, Nymphalidae. The record is from RefSeq and is a predicted model, not a curated record. Gene Ontology annotation, biological process: proton transmembrane transport. The transcript has 15 exons.